Carlito syrichta (Philippine tarsier) is the source of this 1030-nucleotide messenger RNA. Its product is annotated as olfactory receptor 2K2. NCBI's taxonomy places the organism in Eukaryota, Metazoa, Chordata, Mammalia, Primates, Tarsiidae. Gene Ontology annotation, biological process: G protein-coupled receptor signaling pathway. Gene Ontology annotation, cellular component: membrane. Bases 80 to 1030 code for a protein of 316 amino acids. The transcript has a single exon. Gene Ontology annotation, molecular function: olfactory receptor activity; G protein-coupled receptor activity. The record is from RefSeq and is a predicted model, not a curated record.
AUUACACUUUAUUAAUUUCUGUGUCCUCAGAUGAAAUGAAGAGAAUAGUACUAGAAUAACCACAGAUGAAAAAGAGGAAAUGCAAGGAGGAAAUUUCACCAUUUGGAGUAUUUUUUUCCUGGAGGGAUUUUCCCGAUAUCCAAGGUUAGAGGUGGUUCUCUUUGUCUUCAGCCUUGUGAUGUAUCUGAUAACUCUCUUGGCCAAUAGCACUCUUAUUUUAAUCAUCGUCCUAGAUUCACGCCUUCAAACACCCAUGUACUUGUUCCUUGGAAAUCUCUCUUUCAUGGAUAUCUGUUACACAUCUGCCUCUAUUCCUACUUUGCUGGUGAACUUGCUGUCAUCGCAGAAAACUAUUAUCUUUUUUGGGUGUGCUGUGCAGAUGUAUCUGUCCCUUGCCAUGGGCUCCACAGAGUGUGUACUCCUGACUGUGAUGGCAUAUGACCGUUAUGUGGCCAUUUGCAACCCGCUGAAAUACUCCAUCAUCAUGAACAGGUGGGUGUGCGUGCAGAUGGCCAUGGUCUCCUGGGUGACGGGCUGUCUGACCGCCCUGUUGGAAACCAGUUUCGCCCUGAAAAUACCACUUUGUGGGAAUCUCAUUGAUCACUUCACUUGUGAAAUUCUGGCGGUGCUAAAGUUAGCUUGCGCAAGUUCUCUGCUCAUGGACACAAUCAUGCUGGUGGUCAGCAUUCUCCUCCUGCCCAUUCCAUUGCUCUUAAUUUGCAUCUCAUACAUCUUCAUCCUUUCUACUAUUCUGAGAAUCAGCUCUGCAGAGGGAAGAAACAAAGCUUUUUCUACUUGUGGUGCCCACUUGACUGUGGUGAUCUUGUAUUAUGGGGCUGCUCUCUCCAUGUACCUAAAACCUUCCUCAUCGAACUCACAGAAAAUAGACAAAAUCAUCUCAUUGCUUUAUGGUGUGCUUACUCCUAUGUUGAACCCCAUCAUUUACAGCUUAAGAAAUAAGGAAGUCAAAAAUGGUAUGAAAAGACUGCUGGGAAAAAUACCAUUGCUUCAAACACAUGAACAUCCCUGA